Messenger RNA from Entrophospora sp. SA101, 1290 nucleotides. The record is from the annotation of a GenBank genome assembly. NCBI's taxonomy places the organism in Eukaryota, Fungi, Glomeromycota, Glomeromycetes, Entrophosporales, Entrophosporaceae.
AUGCCAUUAUUAGAAAAUGCUGCCACGCCAGAAGAUCCUUCAAGAGUAAUUAAUAUAAGUUCUAUUUAUGGCGUAAAGGUCCCACUUGCAGAAGCAUAUGCCUAUGCUGCAUCCAAAGCAGCACUAAUCCAUUUAACUCGAGUCAUGGCUGGACAUUUAUCAAAUCGUAAUGUGACAUUUAAUUGUGUGCUACCAGGUCCAUUCGAGUCAAAGAUGACAAAAAAAUUUCUUGAUGCUAAUAAAAAAUUGAUGAUCUCAAAUAUACCAUUGGGCAGAAUUGGUAGAUCGGAAGAUGUUGCUGGCACAUGUAUUUAUUUGGCGAGUAAAGCUGGUGCAUUUACUAAUGGUGCAUUGGUAACUAUUGAUGGUGAAUCAAUUUCUCAGAAACCACCAGAAGUUAGACACGUUCCAAAUAAAGCAUCAUCACAGAUGUCACCGCAAAUGCCUGGAUGGUUUUGUGGUUUUGGAACUAAUACUAAUUCUUAUACAUUGGGCUUGGCUGCUCCAAUAAAUGCAUCAUUUGGAUUUGGAUUCGGUGCUGCUCCUCGACUACCAACGAAUACACUUUCUUCAUAUGUUGCUGCUUCUCAACCACCAACGAACUCAUCGGCUUUAUUUGGUACUGCUUUUCAACUAUCGACGAAUUCAUCGUCUUUAUUUGGUGCUGCUCCUCAACCACCAACGAAUUCAUCGUCUUUAUUCGGUGCUGCUCCUCAACCACCAACAAAUUCACCGUCUUUAUUCGGUGCUGCUUCCCAAACACCAAUGAAUUCACCGUCUUUAUUUGAUGCUGCUCCUCAGCCACCAACGAAUUCACCGUCUUUAUUCGGUGCUGCUUCCCAAACACCAAUGAAUUCACCGUCUUUAUUCGGUGCUGCUCCUCAACCACCAACGAAUUCACCGUCUUUAUUUGGUGCUGCUCCUCAACCACCAACAACAAGUCCACAUGAUCAGGAAAACAUUGUAAGAAGUAGUUACAAUAGUUACAAGUCAUUGCUUUUUCCACCUGCAUUAUCAGAACAGGAUUGUGCUAGCAAGCCUUAUGUGGCUCAAACAAGUUCAUAUGGAAAUUUUCCUGAUGAUGAGCAGCAAAAAGUGAAAUUAUGUACUAUUAUUGCAUUGAUUUAUUUGGAAGUGGUGAUGAUGAAGGAUUUUAAAGAUGAAUGUGAUAUUUGUUAUGAAAAAUCUAAAAAAGCAUUAACAACUAAAUUUAAAGAUUAUAAUGAAGAGAAUGUCAAGAAUGUUAUGGAUAGUGUUAGGAAAUGGAUGAAUGAUUGGAUCAAAGAAUAA